This is a messenger RNA of Mugil cephalus (flathead mullet), 3021 nucleotides long. It is a transcript of the gene deaf1, whose product is annotated as DEAF1 transcription factor. The record is from RefSeq and is a predicted model, not a curated record. Gene Ontology annotation, molecular function: DNA binding; DNA-binding transcription factor activity, RNA polymerase II-specific. Gene Ontology annotation, biological process: regulation of transcription by RNA polymerase II. Gene Ontology annotation, cellular component: nucleus. Lineage: Eukaryota; Metazoa; Chordata; Actinopteri; Mugiliformes; Mugilidae. The coding region runs from base 365 to 2107 and encodes 580 amino acids. The transcript has 13 exons.
AAGGAAAGGUAAUAGACUAAUCGGUGCUGUUUUUUAUGCUACAUUUGUGUGUGUUGGCCGCUGUGUGUCGCUUCGGGUCGACUCGUGUUCUUUCGGUGUUUUCCGAUAUAUGUCUUUCCUCGGGUAUCAUGAAAACAAACAACAAGCGGCCUUCCUCUCUGUGGAUCAGUUCGCCGUAUUCUUUCGGUUUCUAAUGAUUUUGGAAGGAGGAAUGAGUAUUGCAAAUAAAGAUUUUAUUGCAAAUAAAGGCGUUCUGUGUCCGAGGAUCAUCUUCGGUUCGUAGCAGGCUCGGCUUCGCUCGGACCACGCUCUUCCCCGCGGCUGCUGCUCGGCCACACUCGGCUCUUGUCGUUCGGCGGGUAGAAUGGAUGAAGCGGACUCGGCCACGAAGGCACUCGGGCUGGUUGAACCGCCCAUCGGCGAGCCACCGGUGGAGGGAGUGGGCUCGGAUACCGAGUCGGAGGCCGAAGUCGCCACGAUGGCUGUGAUGGCGGAACCGGGAAACAUCGACAUGGGAGCCGAGUCCCUUCCGAACCCAGACGAGGCCGAGGCUGCGUUUGCAGAGGUGACUGCGGUGACUGUUGCAGACGUUCAGGGUGCAGAGGACAACGUUUUCACGACCACAGUCGCCACAUCAGGCAGCCUCCCCGAACACGUGCUGAGCGGCCGGACCACUCUUCAGCUGGGUGAAGGUCUCAGUACUCAGAAGGCCACGCUGAUUGUGGUUCACACAGAUGGCAGCAUUGUGGAAGCUGCUGGUCUCAAGUCUGCUGCCUCUAUCGGAUCAGGCCCGCAGACUCCCCCUACACCGCUGACUCCGCCUCAGGACAAAGACUCUUGCUCCAAAUACAACUGGGACCCGUCGGUCUACAACAAUGAGCUGCCUGUCCGCUGCAGGAACACCAGUGGAGUCCUGUAUAAGAACCGCCUGGGAUCAGGGGGUAAAGGUCGCUGCAUCAAACACAAUCAGCAGUGGUUCACUCCCACUGAGUUUGAAGGUCUAGCAGGGAGAGCAAGCAGCAAAGACUGGAAGAGGAGCAUCAGAUAUGCUGGCAGGCCUCUGCUCUGCCUCAUACAGGAGCGGAUCCUGAACCCCCAUGCUGCGUCCUGUACUUGCGCAGCCUGUUGUGAUGACCUGACAGCGGUGAGUGAGACAGACCAGUCCCUGGGAAGAACAGUCAUCAGAAUAGAUCAGUCAGCUAAUUGGUGUCCAAAGGAAGGUGACACUCUGGCCACAGAAACCAUUAGUAUGACGGGUCCAGUUCGUCUCUUUGUCCCAUACAAGAGGCGAAAAAAGGACACGGAGCCUCUGAUCAUCCCUCCCAAAAAGGAGCUUCCUGCCACCAAAAACAUCACACUGAGUCCGGGAACUACAUUCACAGUGACCCCAUCAGGCCAGUUCACCACCUCUGGAACGUUGACCUUUGACCGCAGUCCAGUAGGUGACGCUGCCGCUGCUGCUGCUGCCGCCGCCAUCAUCUCAGAGGGCUCAGCGCAGAGCGAGGUGUUUGCUAGCACUGCAGUGCUGACGGCGUUGCCAUCGUUGCCGGCGUUGGCCGUGACUCCUCAGGCGGUCCAGGCCAAAGUUGCGGUGGCGCCAGCAGCUACGUGUCCGUCGGCGGCGCUGAUGACUGGGCUGGAGGUGGGGCCUGUCGGGGGGGCAGGAGCAGCAAUGAGCGAAGGACAGAAAAACACCUGGCUGUACCUGGAGGAGAUGGCCAACACACUGCUGAGCAACGUCCAGCAGCUGAAGGCUCUGAUUGAGCAGGCCAAAAACUCUACGGGGGUCAAGGGUCAGGGAGGCAGGAAGGAGUGUGGUCUCAGUCAGUCGUUCCAGAACCAGAUCCAGUUUCAGCAGCCCGAUGAGUCGGAGUCAAAGAGGAGCUCUGACAUCACAGAGAUCAUCAUCAAUCAGAUGUGCGUGAACUGCGGUCGGGUGGCGAUGAGCGAGUGCACGGGCUGUCACAAAGUCAACUACUGUUCCACCUUCUGUCAGAGGAAGGACUGGAAAGAUCAUCAGCACAACUGCUGUCAGUCUGCGGGGGGUGUGGCUGUCCAGGAGGAGGAGCCAAUCACAGCCAUGGACAUAGACAAAGUGAAGGUGUAGCAGACUCAGUCCAGUGUCUUUUUGAAGACAUGACCGACAUUUCAGGUCAUCACACCAUCAGCUGCUGCUGACAGGAGGACCUUUGGUGUGAAAAAUACUGAGUAUUAUAAACACAUGGGAGAAGCAGAUGUCUGACUUCCUGAGAGCUGAGGCUGUGCAAAAAAAACUGCACAGACUUUGUCGCUGACAGAGGUCUAUCUCCAGGAUCUAGUGGACCGUAAACCGAGAUCAGUGGAGAUGAUGUCAACAUACGUGAUAGUUCAGUAACCAACCCAACACGUGAUAUUGAUAUCUGAUUGACUAUUACUUUUAUCAUGAAGCCAUCUUCCUAUUGUAUAUUGAUUAAUUUAUUACAUCAUUUAUCAGUUGUUUUUAUUGUUUUGUGUCUUCUCUUGAACAGUCAUCGAAGAUUUACGCCUCCACAGCAAAUCCCUCAUAACCCUAAUGAAAGAUUAAACACAUGCAUAAUGUUAAAUCUAUAUACUACAGUUCUCAUUCCUAUUCCCCAGUAAACAAGGAUAAAUUGUUUGCUGUCUUUGCCUGCUUUGAAGACUUUUUUUUUUUUUGGUGACUUUUUUUCAGAAAACAAGUCAUACCACUGUGCCACUGAUUGUAGAAAAUGCUUUGAACUUGAACACAACAGAAUUUCCCUGGUUGUUUUAAAGAUUUAUCUUUUGUUUAUCGCGUGUAGAUGUGGAUAGCUUUAUUAGCUGUAGUUCUCAAAGGACUUGACAAAGUCCUGAAAGAAAAGUAAAGAUUUCAUGUUGGGUGCAAAUUCUUGUGCGUCCAACACAGACAAUAACUUUAAAGUGUUUCUCCUUUAUUUUCCUUACUUAUUUUUAUUAAUGAUUUAAAUGUAAAAGCUAAGAAAUAACAACAAAAAUGUAUUACUGUAAAGCUGCAAUUUCUGUCCA